GUUACAGUCAGCAUAUCCACGAUGCCAAGAACAACGACUACUGUGGACAAAAGCAAGUGCAACGAGACGCUGAGGAACUGGAGCGCUUCGUGAGUACGUGCUUUGGCCAGCACAUUCCAGUUCAUGCGCAUCUGCCGAAGGUUCAAGGUUUUGGCGCAUGCUCAGAUGCCUUGUUCCGGACCGUUGUGCAAGUCGCGCCCACCAUAGAGGAGGAGGCUCUGAAGAACGUGGUGGACGACAAAGGAAGAAAAGUGCGAAAAGGGCAGUUGAGUGAUGAUGACAUGUGGCAGCUUCGUGACCCUGCCGGUGACGAGACGCUUGCAAAGUUAUAUUAG
This is a messenger RNA of Symbiodinium sp. CCMP2456, 335 nucleotides long. Lineage: Eukaryota; Dinophyceae; Suessiales; Symbiodiniaceae. The record is from the annotation of a GenBank genome assembly.